Messenger RNA from Pseudozyma flocculosa PF-1, 621 nucleotides. RefSeq lists its product as uncharacterized. Gene Ontology annotation, molecular function: GTPase activity; GTP binding. Gene Ontology annotation, cellular component: nucleus; cytoplasm. NCBI's taxonomy places the organism in Eukaryota, Fungi, Basidiomycota, Ustilaginomycetes, Ustilaginales, Ustilaginaceae. Bases 1 to 621 code for a protein of 206 amino acids. The transcript has 4 exons. Gene Ontology annotation, biological process: ribosomal subunit export from nucleus; protein import into nucleus. The record is from RefSeq and is a predicted model, not a curated record.
AUGACGUCCAAAGAGUUCAAGGUGGUCCUCGCCGGCCCCUUUGGCGUCGGCAAGACGGCCUUUGCCACCCGCCUCCGCUCCGCAAAGUCGGGCGCUAAGCAGGUCAAGGCGCUCAAGACGACCCAGUACCCCGUAAAGCUCCACACCUCGGCCGGCCAGGUCACCCUCACCCUCUACGACACCAACCUCCACGCAAAGGGCGGCAUCCCCGACGACGGCUUCUUCCGCAUCGCAGACGCCGGCGUCGUCUUCUUCGACCUCACAAACGAGGAGAGCUACAAGGCCAUGGAGGAGUGGUACGACGCCCUCCAAAAGGCAAACGGCCGAAAGGGCAGCGAGCCCCUCCCCAUCAUCGUCGUCGGCACAAAGGCCGACGACAUCAAGGGCCGAGAGCUCAAGCCCGACCAGAUCGAGUUCCCCCGCAAAAAGGAGCACCCGUACCGCGAAAUCUCCGCCAAGGCCAACUACGGCAUCAAGGACCUCUACCUCGAGAUCUGCAAGGGUCUCCUCGGCGACGGCGUCCAGCUCACCGACGUCGUUGAGCUCGAGAAGCCCGAGAUCGACAACAUCGACGAGGAUGCGCUCGCCAAGCUCUACGAGGAGUACGAGAAGGCGGCCUAG